Messenger RNA from Talaromyces amestolkiae, 678 nucleotides. RefSeq lists its product as uncharacterized. The record is from RefSeq and is a predicted model, not a curated record. Bases 1 to 678 code for a protein of 225 amino acids. Lineage: Eukaryota; Fungi; Ascomycota; Eurotiomycetes; Eurotiales; Trichocomaceae. The transcript is spliced from 3 exons.
AUGGAAAAAGAUAGAAUAGACGACUCGUCCUUUGUGGUCAUCACAGGCCCACCACAAAAGGACAAGAGCAAAAGAAUCAGUCAUGUUCGUUCCAUGAUUCGAAAGUCUCAGCUUCGACGUGAUGGACAGCUACAAGCUCGUACGAUAGUCAGGAAUAAGUCCCAGGAAGUACAUGUCAAUGGACUAGGGUCCCCCAGCCGAGAGCUGACGUGGAAGAUGGAUUUGCCAUGGCUGACCGUUUCCGAGACUGUGAAUAAGAGGCUGAGAUAUUUUUUCCGCCAAUACAUCGAAUCAAGCGCCUACCUCCACCCAUUCUUCCGCGCCAUGAUUCCUAUCACGGUCCUCCAUCCACCACUCAUGAGCACUAAGCUCGUGAAUGCUACAGCAUGGGACGAUCUCAAUGGACCGAGUCCCGAAAUCAGUGCAUUGACUUUGUUUCAGAGAGACAUUGCCGAGAGUAUGCUUCUGGAUUCCAUAAAGGAGGUGACUGGCCCUAAUGCCAAUGGUGCUAAUAUUGAUGUGACCCUCAUCUCGUCGUUGAGUCUAUUGUCUUUCGAGAUAAUGAACGGUGAUGAAGUCGGAUACCUGCGGCAUAAGAGAAAUAUCCAUCGCUUACUUGAUCUGCGAGGCGGAAUAGAUGGCAUAGAUGUGAGUCUUAAGAUCAGUAUUUUAGUGUAA